AUGUACAAAAAUACUUGGGGGUUUAAAAAUAAUUUAGUUAAAGUUGAAGGACUGGUUUGUAAGUUUUUCAUUUCCAUAAAAAGGAAAGAGCUUAAUAGAAGGAAGGAGGAGAGAGUGGUGACCAGGUCUCGUAGUUGUGGUUUCGUUUUGCAUUGCACGUUUCUUCUUCUUUCUUCGCUCCUCACUUUCUUCUUCUUCUUCCGCUUCUCCUCUAUUUUCUCUCUCUCUCUCUUUUUCUCUUUCUCCCAAAAGUCUCUCUUACGUUCUUGUCUCUCCCUUAAUAACGUUGCGCCUUUCUCCAUUUCAACCAUCACACAACUCUUCUUCUUCCUCCUCUCUCUCAAUUCGUGUUUUCCCAAAUUCUCAGGUACUCUCUCUUAUCUAUGUCUUGACUCUUCCUAUUUACCCAAUUCAUUAACCUGA
Molecule: messenger RNA, 423 nt
Organism: Arabidopsis thaliana (thale cress)
Lineage: Eukaryota; Viridiplantae; Streptophyta; Magnoliopsida; Brassicales; Brassicaceae
Exons: 1
Coding region: 1-423 (140 amino acids)
Source: RefSeq, marked reviewed